CGCCAAUUGGCAAGGGUUGGUAAAGGGGAGGGGUGGGUUGGUUGCCCCACAUAGCCACAUUGGCUAAGCUGGUUGGUGACGCCUUCCUCCACAUAGCACCUACUUGUAGGUAGUUGAGCGUGCACACACGUACAGCAACCUAGCUUGGCUCGGGAUUCCAUCCAACGACAGCACGGCAACAAUCCGCUCACCUCUUUCAAGGAGACGACGAACACUCGACCACAGAACACAAGGCUUCGCUUCAGUUCUCCCAACGUGACAAGUCGCGGCCAAAGCCAGCCCUCUCCCGACGUCCGGCUCCUCGCCCAGCGCUGACUGACCCCUCAACGCCACCGCCGCCUGCCUCACCACCAUGUCCAUCAUUCAGCAACACACGUCGGCGUCGCUCAGCGACGCCUGGCGCACCAUCAACAUCGACGCACUGCAGGAGGACUCGUCCGUCAACUUCGACACCUCGACCCUGCACCCACCCCUGCCUGAAAUCGGCGAGGCCGAGGUGCGCUCGCUCGCGGGGCAGGUUAGACAGCUGCUGCGCGGCGGGGACGCUGAGGGCGCGCUGAGGGGCUGCCUGGAGAUGCCCGUGUACAACGGAAACGACCUGGCAAAGGAAGCGCACCUGCAGACCGUCGUCGAGGUCCUCCAGUCGAUCAAGGCGAGCGAGAUGACGCCCAUGCUCCAGCGCAUAUACCAGGGCGACGGCGGUAGCGAGCUGUUGGAUGUGCUCAUGAAGUACCUGUACAAGGGCAUGGCGUCGACGACGUCCGGAGGCAGCGCUCCCCGGACCCCCACCAAAGUGACCCCCCAGCCUACGGGUUUCAGCCAGGUCGGCGGACGGCCGGGUGCGGCAAACGAGUCCGCCGGCGCGGCUAUGAGCGUCCUGCUGAGCUGGCACGAGAAGGUAGUCGACGUUGCUGGGCUUGGGUGCAUAGGACGGACGAUGACGGACUGGCGGAGGGUGUAAAUCUGCUUAGAGGAGCGCUCGAGCAGAACAGCAAGAAGCCUCACGAAGCUGGCGGGUUCGCCCAGGUCGGGUAAAGGAUCCCCGUGGCCGCCCUCAUGCGCCGCACCAUGUCGCGGGAGGAAUACACAUUCGAGAAACACACGCGGGCGUUGUCCUGGUAGACCAUUUCGUCGUUUGAUGCAAGCUCAAUGGCGUCUGAAAAUUCGGGGUUCACUCUCAUGGGUAUACACAAUACUUCGCUUUUCAAAUGAGAACAAGGCGGCCCAGAGAACUGGUCGAAUGCUUCGUUAGAA
Messenger RNA from Diaporthe batatas, 1254 nucleotides. RefSeq lists its product as uncharacterized. Gene Ontology annotation, cellular component: actin cytoskeleton; Arp2/3 protein complex; cytoplasm. Gene Ontology annotation, biological process: regulation of actin filament polymerization; Arp2/3 complex-mediated actin nucleation. Bases 353 to 961 code for a protein of 202 amino acids. Gene Ontology annotation, molecular function: actin filament binding. The record is from RefSeq and is a predicted model, not a curated record. The transcript is spliced from 3 exons. Lineage: Eukaryota; Fungi; Ascomycota; Sordariomycetes; Diaporthales; Diaporthaceae.